Adineta ricciae is the source of this 2376-nucleotide messenger RNA. NCBI's taxonomy places the organism in Eukaryota, Metazoa, Rotifera, Eurotatoria, Adinetida, Adinetidae. The record is from the annotation of a GenBank genome assembly.
AUGUCUGACGAACGCUCCAGAGAAUUUCAUCAUCGUCCACCACCGUUAACUUACGCUCGAUAUCGAACAAUGCAACCUAUACGAAUACAAGCUGAAAUUACGCAUGAGCCAGUACUGCAAAGAGUGGUCAAACGCAACCGAACACUGUCUUUAACAUCUGCUGAUGAAUCUAUGACAAUAACACAACCUAGAAUUGAUGUCACUGAAUUAGUCAAACAAAUUGAGAUACGAAAUUCUAAGGACAACAUUCAACCCCCGAUAAUUAAACCAAAGCCUAUCGUUAAGCAUUUGCCUUCUACAGGAAUAUUAGAUUUUUCUAAAAAGUCAGCAACUAAAACACCAGCGGGUAGAACUUCGCCAACGUCGUUGAUGAAACAAUGUUCAGUAGAAUCCGAUACGCAAACAAUUAAGAGUCCUGUAACUAUGAUUAUCGAUUACGAAGCUGUUCCAUCAAAAUUUUGUUUUAUUUUCAAGGAUUCGCCGGAUAGUCAUCUCGCCGAUAGCUGUAAUCCAAUCCAAUCAGAACCACAGCCUUCAUAUGUACUUUCUCACAAGGAUAAUACCAAUGAUGAUUUUGAUAAAUCGUUGAGUUCAAUCGAUGAUCCUUCGGAUCUGUCUUCCUGUGACGAAGAUGAAGAUUGUAUAAAAGAAAAGGAGAACAUCCCUAAAGAAAGUUAUAAUGAAGUAUAUGCAACUGAACGAACUUAUAUUGAAAAACUGCAUGUUCUCUGCUACGUUGUUCCGAGGAAAAUUGAAGAAAUCUGUAUGGAAGAAAAGACGUUCCUACGGCGAUUCAAGAAUGUAUACAGACCAUUGAAGAUUAUAUUAAAACAAAUAUACAAGUUUCAUCUUCGAGCCAUUCUACCACAUUUUGAACGAUACAGAUCGAGCAAUUACGCGGAUUACCUAUGGUCUGUUCUAGAGCACAAUUACCAGACAAUCGAAAGUUUAUAUAAAACAUAUUAUUUAACAUACGAGGAAAAUCAGCGAAAACUAAGUGAUUUGUGUAAACCUGGUUCUUUCUUAGACCGAGCAAUGCUACAAUGUCAAGUGUAUCUGGGAAAUUUAUACCCACUUACAGAACUAAAUUGUGCUAAUCAACGUUUAUUGGGGUAUAUUCUACUCAUGGACAAUCAUUUGAAACGUCUAAAUGCAAAUUCUGCGGUAUAUGAACAUAUAUCUUCUAUACGCGAUGGACUUCGACAGAUUGCCGUGCGAUGUGAAGAUGAACUAACAGUGUCCGAAAGACAGAUAAGGAAACUAAAAGCACGAUUCGAUAGUAAACUCGAUUACUUCAAACAACAACGACUUCUCUGGCAUGGCGUGCUGAAACGGCGAUCUCCACGUCGGCGAAUAGGUGUUGACCAAUGCUAUCUACUUCUAUUCUCGAAAUCUUUGCUUGUUUGCGAAGAAUCAGGCGAGAAACUUGAAUUCAAACGACAUUUAUCACUGGAAAACUUAACAAUUGAUAUUCUGGAGCCCGAACAAGUAGUAUCAAAUACAUUGAAUCCCAUCAAUCAACGCUAUUUGAAUGUGACCAUUUAUCCUUUUCGGGUGAAAGCUAUCGAAAAAUGUUAUGAGUUUCUCACCGAUAAAGAGCCUAACAGACAAAAAUGGAUCGGUUACAUAACGAAAGCAAGCGAAAAACUGCUCAAAAGAAGUCGGAUGCUUCCAGUUUCGUAUUCCUCCAGUCAAGAAGAGUUCGGUAUGCGUGCGCCUAUUUGGGUGAAUGAUAAUGACGUAAAACGUUGUCAAAUAUGCCAUGAGCGUUUUGGUUUUACAUUGAUACCUUCCCGUCAUCAUUGUCGUUCAUGUGGACGAUGUAUUUGUGCAUCCUGUUCGACCAAGAAACUCGUUUUGAAAUAUUGUGCUAGCAAAGGUCCGGCACGCGUCUGCGAUACAUGUUUUACUUAUGCGACUGGCACAACGAAAAAUACCGUGUCGCCAACAAAACGACUUCGUGAUCCCGAUCGAACGAUUCUUUUCGGCGAUUUUGAAAAUGUGCCAACAAGUGUUAUUGUUUGGAUUGAUUUACAAGAAGAUCAUUAUCUCUAUAUCUAUGAUGCAAAAUUAGAUCAGGUCGAAGAAUUUUCAAUCAAUCUCACUGAACUUUCUGAGAUGUCAAAGAAUGAGGAAACUUGCACAUUGAUAUUGAAUCACAAUGAGAAAGUGUACAGAUUUGCUUUAAGACCAAAUCAUCAACUUACGAUGAUCGAAAAUGAUCAAAUUAAUAAGAGUAAGAUGGAUUCUAACAAUAUAUCUUCGUUUUAUGUUAAACUGUGGUAUGAAGCAAUACAAUUAGCACGCUCUGCAACAGUGCCGACGUGGUACGAGCGAAAACGUCAUUCAGCUGACAGUGGAAUAGUUGCUAAUUAA